Messenger RNA from Uloborus diversus, 5541 nucleotides. RefSeq names its product hepatocyte growth factor receptor-like. The coding region runs from base 7 to 4392 and encodes 1461 amino acids. The record is from RefSeq and is a predicted model, not a curated record. The transcript is spliced from 23 exons. Gene Ontology annotation, molecular function: ATP binding; protein tyrosine kinase activity; protein binding. Gene Ontology annotation, cellular component: semaphorin receptor complex. Gene Ontology annotation, biological process: regulation of GTPase activity; regulation of cell shape; positive regulation of axonogenesis. NCBI's taxonomy places the organism in Eukaryota, Metazoa, Arthropoda, Arachnida, Araneae, Uloboridae.
GUGAGAAUGUUCAUCACCCUGCCCUUAUUCCUCCUCCUGUUCGGUCUCGUGGGCAGUUCCUUCGUCCAAUUCCGGGACCCGCACCACCCCGAGCCCCUGCUGAACGUGUUGGUGCGCCCCUGCUCGCCCGCGCCCUGCGAAGGGGGCGACGUGUACGUGGGUGGCCAGGACACUCUGUUCCAUUUAGAUCUGGGGCUGGGGCUGAGGGCCCGAGUCUCGACCGGGCCCGCCCUGGACAGCCCCGAGUGCCCGCCUCCGCCCGCGCCCUGCCCGGACGUCAACCGGACGGUCGUCCACGACCGCAACCGGAUCCUCCUGCUGACGCCGGAGGGCCGCAUGCUGCUCAGCUGCGGGACGCUCUACCAAGGGAUGUGCAGGCUGCACAAGGCCGACGGUAUCGCUUCAAGCAUCCUGGUCGGUUCUCCGAACGAGACCGUGAACUUCGUCUCGGGUCGGGGGUCUACGGUUGCUUUUUGGGGAUCCGUGGGCAACGGCUCCGCUCUCUACGCCGCCUCCACCUAUGACGACCGCCCCCUUCAGUGGAGCCCCGCCUCCGUCUCCAAGAGGCUCCUCCUCCGCGAGAAGGGAGGAUACGCCUUCCGGUACGCCCACCGGACCGACAAGGAGUUCUCCGGAGUCAACUUCGAGCAACCCUACAAGAAAUCCUACAAGGUGGACUACAUCUCCGGAUUCACCCACGGCGACUACGCCUACUUCCUGACCACGCAGCCCGUCUCCGGAGAAUCUACGGCCUACGAGACGCGGCUGGCCCGCGUCUGCCAACGAGACCCCAAGUUCUUCUCCUACACCGAGGUUCCGCUGGCAUGCCGGUUGGGCGGGCAGCCCUACCUGUACAACCUGGCUAGCUCCGCCCACCUGGGCGUGGCCUCGGCCGCCCUCCGGAACCGCCUCAAGCUGGGGCGGAGCGGGGAGGCGGUGCUGUUCGUGGCGUUCGUGAGCGCGUUGCCCGAGCACGGGCGUACGGUGGACGAGAGGCGGGGCUCCGUGAUCUGCUCGUUCCCAUUGGCUGCCGUGGAGACCGCCUUCGCCAACGCCACCAGGGACUGCUCCAAGGGCGAGCCAAGGACGUUCCUGCUCAAGCACGUGGUGGGUGACGACAUCCCCUGCAUUGCCAGGGAGGCGGAGGAGGGGUUGUGCGGCUCCGAGUUCAACCACUUCGUGUCCGGGCGGGAGCCCCUGCCCGGCGGGUUCCGGAUGCACCUCGAGGACCACGUGACCGCCGUCUUCACCGCCAUCCAGAACACCCACUCGGUGCUGUUCGCCGGGACCUCCGAGGGACAACUGGUCAAGGUGCACCUGGACAGGACACGUCAGUCCAACCUGUUCCGUCGGACGAUCGCCGAGGGGGUCGCCGUCCAACCCUCCCACGCCUACGACAACAGGAGCGGGAACGUCUACUUCCUGGCCGGAGACGCGGUGGUUCGCUUCCCGGUGUCUUCGUGCUCGGCCUACGAGAGCUGCGAGCUGUGCCUGACGGUGGAAGACCCCCUCAAGUGCGGCUGGUGCGGCGAUCGGUGCGCGCACCGCGACGAGUGCCCCACACCCGACCUCCUCAGCCACGAGAAGUGCCCUCCCAUCAUAAGAAAGGUGUCUCCCCCACGCGGACCCCUGGAGGGCGGGACCCUCGUGCGCAUCGAGGGCGACAACUUCGGGAGCCCCGCACUGGGCGAGGACGUGUCCAAGAUGGAGGUGAGCGUGGCCGGACACCCCUGCCACAUCUACUCCUGGGACAAGGAGAAGGUCGAGUGCCGGACCAGUCCGGUGUCCGAACCGACGUCCGGCCAGGUGGUGCUCAACGUGUCCGACCGGACGUGGAUCAAGGGUCACUUCAACAUGGAGGGCGUGGCACGCAGCGGAGACACCUUCCACUACGUGAGUCCUCGCCUGUGGGGCGUGUCCCCGGGGCGGGGCCCCGUGUCGGGGGGCACCACCCUCACCCUCGUGGGGGAAGAACUGGACAUCGGCAGCAGCCAUCAGGUCAACGUGUCCGGAGUGCCCUGCGAAAUCCUGCAGUUGCGUCCGGGCAGGGCCCUGUGUCUGACGGGGCCCCUGAACGGCAGCUCCGGGGCCCCGGGCCCCGUCGAGAUGCGCAUCGACGACGCCGUCGUGGAGGUGGAGGCGUCCGGGCGUCCGGACCUGCACAAGGCGUUCCGCUACCUGCCGGACCCGGAGAUCCGGGACAUCAAGCGCCAAGUCACCACCAUCAGUGGCUCCAGGAACCUGACCGUGUUGGGGUCCCACUUGGACAGCGUGGCUCAGCCCCGGAUGGUGGUCAUUGUGGCUUCGCCCCUCACGGGGGAGAAACUCGAAUUUCGAACCGUAAGUAUCUCAUUGCGUCCGGACCGCGCCCUGUGCCUGACGGGGCCCCUGAACGGCAGCUCCGGGGCCCCGGGCCCCGUCGAGAUGCGCAUCGACGACGCCGUCGUGGAGGUGGAGGCGUCCGGGCGUCGGGACCUGCACAAGGCGUUCCGCUACCUGCCGGACCCGGAGAUCCGGGACAUCGAGCGCCAAGUCACCACCAUCAGCGGCUCCAGGAACUUGACUGUGUUGGGGUCCCACUUGGACAGCGUGGCUCAGCCCCGGAUGGUGGUCAUUGUGGCGUCGCCCCUCACGGGGGAGAAACUCGAAUUUCGGACCCCCUGCCGAGCGGACCCGUCCGGCGAGCGCAUGCGCUGUGCCACGCCGGCCCUGUCCGGGGCCGGGGCCCUGCGGGCCCCCACGGACCGCGCGCCCCUCGUGUCCCACGUGGCCUUCGAGAUGGACGGGGCGCCGGGGCCCCGGGAGCUGCCCCUGCGGCGGCCCCUGCUCUCGCAGCUGCUCUACUACCCGGACCCGGAGUUCCCGCCCUUCCCGGACAACGAGACCCUGCAGGUCCGGGAGGACCAGACCUUCCUCACGCUCAAGGGCCGACACCUGGACUUGGUUCACCUGCCGGACGACAUCCGGGUCCUGCUGGACGGGGGAGUGACCACCUGCAACGUGUCUUCUCUGUCCGGGGAGGAACUCGUCUGCAUCCUGCCCCCCGCCCUCCGCCCCCGCAACGGAUCUUCCGUCUCCGUCGAGGUGAGGAUCGGAGCGCGGCGCUUCCCCCUGGGCUCCUUCCAGCUGGUGUCGGGCUCCUCCUCCUCGCACGCCACCCUGAUUGGCUGCAUGUUCGGGCUGGGCGCAUGCGCGGGGCUCCUCUUCGUGGCCUGCUUCGUGUGGCGGCGCCGGAAGCGGAAGCCGCCCAGCUACAUGGUUGCCUUCUCUGCGCAGCCGCAGAGGCGGAGCAGCGACUACACCGCCGCCGCCUGCGGCGCACCCAGGCGGCAGGGCAGCAGGGGCAACGAUUAUCACGACCUGCGGGGGCGGAUCUUGGCAAGGAGGCAGGAGGAGGCGGCGGAGGGCGGCCCCUGCGUCGUCGGGGUGGAUGAGGAGGAGGAGGGUGCGGUCGACGACGAGACCCUCCACCUGUUGCGAGCAGAGAACAUCCUCAUCGAGAGGGAACAGCUCAGCCUGGGGGAGGUCAUCGGACAAGGGCACUUUGGAUGCGUGUAUAAGGGCGAAUUGCGGCAACCCGGCAGCGAGGAGUCUGUACAGGUGGCAGUCAAGACUCUCCACAACAGUGUUUCGAGUCCCGCCCAGGACGUGGACGCCUUCCUCCAGGAGGGGCUGAUGAUGAAGGACUUCCAGCACGACAACGUGCUCAGCCUCGUGGGGGUGUGCUUCUUCGAGGGGGAGCGCAGGAGCCCCGUGGUCGUCAUCCCCUACAUGCACAACGGGGACCUGCACUCCUACAUCCGGGACGAGGGGAACACUCCGACGGUGAAGGACCUGCUGAACUUCGGCGUGCAGAUAGCCGCGGGGAUGAGCUACCUGGCCGAGCUGAAAUUCGUGCACAGGGAUUUGGCGGCCAGGAACUGCAUGCUCUCGGGAGAGGGGACCGUGAAGGUGGCCGACUUCGGCCUGUCCCGCGACAUCUACGAGCGCGACUACUACAGCAGCGACAACAAGAAGACGAAGCUGCCCGUCAAGUGGAUGGCGCCAGAGAGCCUCGAGAAGGGAACCUACACCACCAAGACGGACGUGUGGUCGUACGGCGUGGUGCUUUGGGAGCUGAUGACUCGCGGGGUGACGCCGUAUCCGGACGUCGACAACUGGGACAUCCUGCAGUACCUCAAGUCCGGCCGGAGGAUGCCGCAGCCCUCCUACUGCCCGGACCUCUUGUACGAGAUCAUGCUGCGUUGCUGGCUGGAGGAUAGCAAAGACAGACCCACCUUUUCGGAGCUGGAGGCAGAAGUCGAGGGGGUCAUCACCAAACUGCAGAAGAAGAGUCAGACGGUGGGCCUCAACGUCACUUACGUCAACUACCCCAGGACCGAGGGACCCUAGUCUCUGGAUGACAUGGAUUCGGUGAUGGAGACCAUUAAUCGGCUGCGACGCCGACAGGAAAUCGGGGUCCAUGAUGGACAUCCGACGAUCGGAAAAGGAGACGUCGGUUUGGUUGUGUGAAGCAAAGCACCGAACGAGCAGUCCUACUAAAGCGCUGUGUGUGGACUUUUUUGCACAAUUGAACAAAUCUCGGCAAGUCGUAAACAUUCCAAGGGGUCCGGGCACCGACUAGCACAGCAUUCGAAACAAAUACGAUACUUUGUCUCACCCAGUACAAGCUCAGUUUUGGAGCAACAGUCACGAGAUCCGUACUGGGCCGAACAGUAUUAUUAGACGAAGUGCAUCAGUGAAAGAUGAGACGUUUUAGGUGGAACGUUUUCAGAACACCUUAAUUGCGAACGAAACGUCCGUCGUAGCUACAAAAAUGGAGCACCAUUCAUGUGAUUUCUGGAUUGAUCGUCUGCAAGUGCUGCUUUCCCUGCAGAAUGCGAAAGCGGGAAACCGAAACUUGGUGGCGAUUUGUGUCAGUCCGCCGAUUGGGGACGAUCCUCAUGUUUUUGUUCAUGGCUUCAUCAGUGAUUCGUUACCGUGUCCGCGUCACAUAGCAACGUCAUGUACGGAACAUUCAUAGCGAGUUCUCUCCGCGGGUUUUCCCCGGAAUUCCUUCCAGCCCUAUUUCUAACUGUGCACAAUGGAUGCAAACGUCUCCCAAGGUAAACUUCUUGUGAUUGAUUGUCCCGACACGAGAGGGAGCUCUCUUCAAGUCAGGUCCGUGGUACGCACAUUACAAACGGAAAUAGAGCCAUUUAGUGAGUCCGGAUUUAACGGGAGACUCGCUUAUCAAAAGCAGGACACUGCAACCAUCGUAUGAAGCAAAACAUUUCAUUCGGUUCAAUUCAAAUUUCUAUUACUCCACUUGUCAACGUUCGUCUUUCCGGAACCCUUUAUGACUCGCUGUAGACGUUCAGCUCUCAUUAGGAACCCCAACAUCCAGACUCAUUUCAUCCAGAAAGUGGCCACACUCGUCCAUUCAGGUAUUUCUCGGCCCAUAUUGGGCCAACACUCGUGAUUUUCAAGGAGCUUAAAGAGAUUUCUCAUCUUCCCCAGAGUCGAUGAUUUUAUUUUUGUAUACUCUUCUGAAUAAAUACA